UUCUCUUUCGGAUCAUCUCUCUGGACAAGGACUUCUACCCCCUGAACGAGAAGUUCCCAUUUGUCUAUGUUCAGGAUCCUCAGAGGAACCGUGUGUACCAGUGGCAAGGGGUGGAGCUGGAGACUGGCUUUACACAGCUCUCCUUCCCCCUCACUUCAGACCCCAUCCAAGGCUCCUACAAAAUCGUCGUGCAGAAGAGCUUCUCCUCCCGCGUGGAGCACUCCUUCAGUGUGGAGGAGUAUGUGCUGCCCAAGUUCGAGGUCCUGGUGAAGCUGCCCAAGAUGAUCACUAUCAAGGACAAGGAGCUGCCAGUGUCUGUCUGCGGCCUGUACACCUAUGGGAAACCUGUUCCUGGUGUGGUGAAGGUCCAAGUGUGCAGGAAAUAUUCCCAUUCUGCCUCCAGCUGUUAUGGGAAAGAAGCAGAAGCUGUGUGUGAAGAAUUCACUAAGCAGGUGGAUGCUCGUGGGUGUGCCUCUGGCACAGUGAGGACCAAGAUGUUUCAGCUCCAGCGCAGGGGAUACGAGAUGGAGAUUGAGGUACAAGGCAAGGUCACAGAAAAUGGCACAGGAACAGAGAUGACUGGAACAGGCACCUGUGGAAUCACAUCCACCAUGAGCAAAAUCAGCUUUGAGCUGCUGGACUCUCAGUACAGACCAGGGAUCCCACUCUUUGGGAGGGUGAAGCUGGUGGAUGGCACUGAUGCUCCCAUCGCCAAUGAAACCAUCACGAUCUCUGUGGAUGGAGACAGGUACAAAGGGAACUACACGACAGACGAGCAGGGGCAGUGCUGGUUCUCCAUAGACACUGCUGCCUUCACACAGGCCUCCCUGGAGAUCCGAGCUGAGCACAGCCCUGACCUGAACUGCUACGACAGCGAGUGGGUGACACCUUCCCACGAGCACGCCCUGCGCAGAAUAACCCGCUUCUACUCCCCCAGCAAAAGCUUCCUCAAAAUCCAGCCAAAGCCCGAGACACUGAGCUGUGGCUCCCCCACAGAGAUCCAGGUGCACUAUAUCUUCACACCAGAAGCCAUAGGAGAGCAGAAGAAAAUUGUCAUUUACUAUUUGGUGAUGGCCAAGGGAAGCAUUGUCCUAGCAGACACCCAUCAUCUGACAGUGAACCCUGGAGAUGGCCGUGGGACGUUCCAGCUGGUGGUGCCCGUGGCGGCAGCGGUGGCUCCCCUGGCACGGGUGCUGGUGUACAGCACCUCCCCUGCUGGGGAGGUCAUUGCCAGCUCAGCUGAUCUCCAGGUUGAAAGCUGCCUCCCCAAUCCCGUCAGGUUGAACUUUGCACCCCAGGAAGGGCUCCCUGGCUCCAAGGCACGUCUGGAGCUCCACACCUCCCCAAAAUCCCUCUGUGCCCUGCGUGCUGUGGACAAGAGCGUUCUCCUGAUGAAACCUGAAGAUGAGCUCUCUCCUAGCUCUGUAUAUGAUCUUCUCCCACUGAAGGAAAUCCGGGGUUACAGCUUCAAGGAUUACUACCUGGAAGAGGACAAUGUAAACCCUUGUGUGUCACUUGAUGACAUACUUUUAAAUGGAUUUGUCUACGUACCCAUUUCUCCUGAUGGGGAAGGUGAUGCCUAUGACAUUCUCAAAGACCUGGGCUUAAAAGUCUUCACUAGCAACAAGAUCCACAAGCCUGAAAUCUGCCAGCAGUACCCAGGACACAUGAUGGAAAGGAGUUACAGUGGUUAUUUUGAUGCUGAAAUAAUGGAACAUAUGGUUGGUGGCAACCCUGUGGAGACCAUCCGGAAGUACUUCCCUGAGACCUGGCUCUGGGACAUCAUUCCAGUGAA
This is a messenger RNA of Merops nubicus (carmine bee-eater), 1795 nucleotides long. Its product is annotated as alpha-2-macroglobulin-like. Gene Ontology annotation, molecular function: endopeptidase inhibitor activity. NCBI's taxonomy places the organism in Eukaryota, Metazoa, Chordata, Aves, Coraciiformes, Meropidae. The record is from RefSeq and is a predicted model, not a curated record. The transcript has 15 exons. The annotation marks the transcript as partial.